Erythranthe guttata (spotted monkey flower) is the source of this 1797-nucleotide messenger RNA. RefSeq names its product Peptide-N4-(N-acetyl-beta-glucosaminyl)asparagine amidase A protein. The record is from RefSeq and is a predicted model, not a curated record. NCBI's taxonomy places the organism in Eukaryota, Viridiplantae, Streptophyta, Magnoliopsida, Lamiales, Phrymaceae.
AUGCAUCCUCUUCUUCUCAUCCUCUCCUUAAUCCUCCCACUCGCCACCGCCGCCUCAGCGCCGCCGCUCCACGAAUCGCACCUCACCAAGCACCACAUCCCCCGGAAAUCCAACGCGUCGUCGUCAACCGCAGAGUACGUCGAGGUCACGCGCCCCCUCCCGUACGACUCACUCACCCCCACGUGCACCCUCCCCGUACUCUCCCACACAUUCGGCAACACCGUCGACCUCCCGCCGACCACCGCCAACUACUCCACUCCGUUCAACUGCACGUGGACCAACGCCGUCAUCCAAUUCUCCGCCGCCUCCAACGGAUCGCAGUACGCCCGCAUCGCCGCCGUAUGGCUCUCCGGCGCGGAGAUCCUCCGCACCAGCACCCCCGAGCCGACGCCGGAGGGCAUAUUCUGGAGCUUCCGCAAGGACGCCACCAAAUACUCCUCCAUCCUCCGUCAGUCCAACCUCACCCUCGCCGUAAUGCUGGAGAACGUCGUCAACGACGUCUACACCGGCGUCUACCGAGUCAACGUCACCCUCCUGUACUACAACGUCUCUAACGGCACCACCAACGGCACCGCCGCCGUCAAUCGCAGAAAGUCAACCAUCAGGAAAUUGAAACACAACCACCACUCAGUCUCGCUCGACUGGAAGAACUCCUCCGAAUUGAACGACAAUCCGGCCGAUUUAAUCAUCCCAAUCUCCGCGAUCGGAGACGAAGGGUUCUGGUUCAAAAUCAAGAGCGAAUCCGACGCGGUUUUGCAGGGGAUUCAAAUCCCACUCAACACGUACAAAGCCGUGGUCGAGGUGUACGUUUCCUUUCACGGCAACGAUGAAUUCUGGUACUCAAACCCCCCAGAUGCCUACUUGGAGAUGAACGGCUUACCCACACAGAGAGGCCAUGGUGCCUACCGCGAAGUCCUCGUCAAACUGGACGACAAUGCCGUCGGAUCUGUAAUUCCAUUUCCGGUGAUCUUCACCGGAGGUAUCAAUCCUCUGUUCUGGGAGCCAAUAGUUUCCAUCGGAGCUUUCGAUUUGCCCUCUUACGAAAUCGACAUAACCCCGUUUUUGGGGAUGCUGCUCGACGGCAAAACCCAUUACUUCGGUCUUGGUGUUACGGACGCCAUCUCAUUCUGGCUAGUCGAUGCGAAUCUGCAUUUAUGGCUGGAUGAUAAAGCAGAUAAAGUCCAGGCUGGAGCUAUAAAGUACAGCGAUCCCAGCAGCUGCAUUGAACGUGAAUCGAAGUUUUAUCAGCUGAAUGGGAAGUUCGAAAUCGAGUCGAAGAGGGAAAGCGAGUUUUCAGGGUGGGUGAAUUCCAGUGCGGGCAAUUUCACCACUUUCGUAAAAAGAAAAUUGAAAUUCGAAAACACGAUCGAGUUCAAGCUUAACGGAACCGAGAAGAAAAUCGAGCAGGAAGUGAAGUUGACUACUGAGGUGAAGGUGAGUACUAUCACAGGGAUCGAGAUCUCGAAAGUUACCGUUGAGAGUAAAUACCCUCUUGAAAUAACUACCACAAAUUUGCCUGGAUCGGGAGAUGGUAACUACACGGUGAUUACGAAGUUGGAGCAGUCGUUAAAGGAGGAGAAGACAGUUGGCAGAGUUAAGAGCAAGUUAACGAAUACACAGAAAUGUUACGGGUGGAUGUCUGUUCAGGACCAUGAGGUUUUGUCUGGUUCGGGGAGUACGGAUCAAAGCUAUUCUGUGAAUGAUAGUUUGGGUUGUUAUGCUCGGAAGGUUUCGGCUGAGGGUGGCAAUAUUACUAUAGACUCGGAGAAUUUUCUGUGUGGAUCUGCUGCUAUUUAA